Peronospora belbahrii is the source of this 393-nucleotide messenger RNA. Lineage: Eukaryota; Oomycota; Peronosporomycetes; Peronosporales; Peronosporaceae. The record is from the annotation of a GenBank genome assembly.
AUGCCAAAUCAAGCACGAGCUCCUCUGACACGAGCACGUUCAGACGAUCACGACUCAUCGCAACGAAGACGUGCUCGACUCAGCAGCACGCGUCUUGCCACCAAGCACUCGCCGUUUCACAGUCUUCUCACAGCCCGCCAGCGACGCACUUUCAGCGAUACGUCAAGUAACUUCAGUGACAUGCCGAAACUAAAGAGCAAUACGGCCAAAUCAGUCAAGGUGUUCCGUGGCGAGGCCAGAGGUAUCCUACAUGGCAUCUUCUUUGUGCUGCUGCUGCGCUUCUUGCUAGUGCUUGUGGUUGCAGUGGGAACGUUUGGUAUUGCCGCUGUAUUAAUCCUCAUGAUUAAGGAGCCAGGCGUAUCACUCACAAGCUAUUUGACCUUUUAUUCGUGA